AUGAUAUCAUCGAUUCAACCAUCGAACGAAGGGACAGUUGCCCGCCAACGGACUUUUCAGGUGGCUGGAUUAGCAGGAAUGAGGCCUAUGAUGGGAUCCAGAAUUUCCGUCAGCAUCCCUUCACAGUACUGGUCGGGGCUCGUCCGCAACGUUAUUGGCGGUGUCGGCAGGGAGCGACGGGGACAACACCGCUUGGACGGGGCCGACGGACCCCGGCACGGUGCCGGUACAGUCCCAAAAGGCAACCGCCUACCUUGCGAAAUUGGCGAGCUGAUUGGGGACGCACGUGGCUACGUUGGUGCGAUCGCUCGUGAGGGUGCGGUUAGCGUUUUGGACGGUGCGAAUACGUACCGUUUCCGUGGCGCCACAAGAAACCAGUACGAGUGGCCGAGAUGGUUCAUCCAGACAGGAAGUGGCUACCGGCCAAGCUACGACGUGGGACGUUUGUGA
Phaeodactylum tricornutum CCAP 1055/1 is the source of this 450-nucleotide messenger RNA. RefSeq lists its product with no specific name. The transcript has a single exon. NCBI's taxonomy places the organism in Eukaryota, Bacillariophyta, Bacillariophyceae, Surirellales, Neidiaceae. The coding region runs from base 1 to 450 and encodes 149 amino acids. The record is from RefSeq and is a predicted model, not a curated record.